UUGUGCAACGCUGCACAGGAAGCAAAACAAACGGGCUAGUUGGGCUAGCUGGACGUCGUUGUAAACCUAACACAAAAAUGUACGAAAAUCGACAAUAAUAACGACAGCUAACCGGCCGAGGAGUAAAAUGGAUUUGUUAUAAGGAUAUCGUCGAGGACUUUACAGUUCGGCCAUGAAUCUGAGAGGGCUGUUCCAGGAUUUCAACCCGAGUAAGUUCCUGAUCUACUCGUGCCUGCUGCUGUUCUCGGUGCUGCUGGCGUUGCGGCUGGACGGGGUCAUCCACUGGAGCUACUGGGCCGUGUUCACGCCGAUAUGGAUAUGGAAGCUCCUGGUGAUCAUCGGGGCCUCUGUAGGGACGGCCGUCUGGGCCCACAACCCCCAGUACAGGGCGGAGGGGGAGACGUGUGUGGAGUUCAAGGCCAUGCUGAUCGCCGUGGGUCUCCACGUGCUGCUGCUGAUGUUUGAGGUGCUGGUGUGCGACCGCGUGGCCCGGGGAGCCUACUUUUGGCUGCUCGUCUUCAUGCCGCUCUUCUUCGUCUCCCCUGUGUCCGUGGCCGCCUGCGUCUGGGGCUUCAGACACGACCGCUCCCUGGAGCUGGAGGUGCUCUGCUCGGUCAACAUCCUGCAGUUCAUCUUCAUCGCCCUCAAGCUGGACAAGAUCAUCAACUGGCCCUGGCUGGUGGUGUGUGUCCCCCUGUGGAUACUCAUGUCCUUCCUGUGCCUGGUGGUCCUCUACUACAUCAUCUGGUCCGUGCUCUUCCUGCGCUCCAUCGACAUCAUCGCCGAGCAACGCCGCACACACAUCACCAUGGCGAUCAGCUGGAUGACCAUUGUGGUGCCACUGCUCACCUUCGAGAUCCUGCUGGUCCACAAGCUGGACGGCCACAACAGCCUGAGCUUCGUGUGUGUCUUCGUCCCGCUCUGGCUCUCCCUGCUCACCCUCAUGGCCACCACCUUCGGACACAAGGGAGGCAACCACUGGUGGUUCGGAAUCCGCAAAGACUUCUGCCACUUCCUGCUGGAGCUCCUCCCCUUCCUGCGGGAGUACGGCAACGUGUCGUACGACCUCCAGCGGGGCAGCGAGGACCUCGAGGAGGACGUGCCCGUCGCGCCGGAGCCGCCGGCGCCCAAGAUGGCGCCCAUCUUCCACAAGAAGACGGGCGUGGUCAUCACGCAAAGCCCCGGGAAGUACUUUGUCCCGCCGCCCAAGCUCUGCAUCGACAUGCCUGACUAGGGCGCCGAUCCAAAAUGGAGGACAGGAGUGUCGGUUUUUCCGACUGGUUGAGAACCUGAAGUGAGGGACACCUAUUAAACGGCAGCGUCAAGAACUAUAAGGACUAUAAGGACGUACGUGCAUCCUAUACUUAUUGUACGUGGUUAUACUGAUCCGGAGCUGUUGGCGUUCAUUCCCCCGUCCUCGUGGACCUCUGGAAGAAACUUCCAGUAUCUUCUGUAACCGAUGGAUCCAGGACUCAACGAGGAAUAAAAGCCCCAUGAAAGCCCCAAAAAUGGCACUUUGUAAGAGGCCUCUUCCAAAGAGGGCUGUAGCUGUAAGAGAGUGUGUACAUACCAUAAUAAUCUGACCAGGGGACCACAGUGAGUUUAGUAAUGUGCCAACUGUAAACGUUACUUCAACAUUAUUAAUAUAUCGUUCAUGUUGUUAUUCUUUCCUUUCCCGAUAGUCCCGUGUGUCUGAGUAAACACCUCUGUCGUACCACCCACACACUGUCGCUCUGAUUUGCAGCCGAUAAAACAACAGCUAUGUGUGUGACAGUUGUUAUUUUCCUUUAACCCAGUCAGGUAAGUUAUAUUUUCAGUUAAAAUGUCACCCAACUUAUACUUUCCCAUUGUAAAUACACUGUACAUGUUACAACCCUUUGUUUUUUUAAACGUUAAUAAAGGCCUCGGUUACAAUUUGUUAAAAUCUGUAAUUGAAGACCAACUGCAAUGAAACUUUGCUUAAUAACGAGGCAAAUUAGUUUUAUACCUCAAUGAGGAGCACUAAGCACCAUUGUUGUAGAGGUCACUGAACAUAUGCCCCACCCACCCUCUUAGUAUUUUAACCUUUUUUACUUCAUGCCAUCUUUUUAUAUUCUGUGUCCACUCCACCGUGAGCCAAGGUAACAAAAUAUCGUUUAAUAUGUGCACUGGUGCACUUAUUGAAUGACAAUAAAACAAGUCUAAGUCUA
Messenger RNA from Gadus morhua (Atlantic cod), 2189 nucleotides. RefSeq names its product transmembrane protein 185 (gene tmem185a). Lineage: Eukaryota; Metazoa; Chordata; Actinopteri; Gadiformes; Gadidae. Bases 173 to 1234 code for a protein of 353 amino acids. The transcript is spliced from 7 exons. The record is from RefSeq and is a predicted model, not a curated record.